This is a messenger RNA of Anneissia japonica, 7080 nucleotides long. Its product is annotated as papilin-like. The transcript has 34 exons. Gene Ontology annotation, molecular function: serine-type endopeptidase inhibitor activity; metalloendopeptidase activity. Gene Ontology annotation, cellular component: extracellular matrix. NCBI's taxonomy places the organism in Eukaryota, Metazoa, Echinodermata, Crinoidea, Comatulida, Comatulidae. The record is from RefSeq and is a predicted model, not a curated record. Gene Ontology annotation, biological process: extracellular matrix organization. Bases 339 to 6272 code for a protein of 1977 amino acids.
UUUGAUGCAGGUGUACGUGUAUGUUUGCGUAUGCAUGUGUUUGUUGGUUUACACUGUACGUCGAUGGUGAAAGUGUGAAGUUCGCAAAGGAAUAGUAGCCUAGCUAGCCAUAACCAUUGUAGUUCGUGAAUUAUUUUUCGAAGAUAUUUUUUUCAAAUAGCCUAUGCCUAUAUGUUCAGUCAGGUCUUUCGUUGGUGCGGUAUAAAUUAGCGCUGAUUGUUCUCGUGUUUGAUGUCUUUCUAGGCUAGGAUAGUCAUACUGUGUUCAUUAUUUGAUUGAAGAAGAUUCCACCCGGUCCGGAUCCGCAGUACUCGUCCGUUGUAUAACUUAUUAAAAAUAUGGAGCUAACUUGGUGUGGGAUUAGUAGUCCUAGGUACUAUUCAACAGUUAUCAUAUGUCUAAUUAUCACUACCUCAUCUAUCACAUCAUCUGAAGAGACUAAUGAACCACCUAGCAAAGGGUAUGGAGCAUGGGGUGGCUGGAGUGUCUGUAGUAGAACCUGUGGUGGUGGCAUCUUCUACAAGGAGCGGGAAUGUAUAAGUCCUCCAUGUGUAGGAGAGACAAAGAAAUACCAGUCCUGUAAUAUCCAGGAUUGUCCGGCUGGAUCUCUAGACUUCCGUUCUGUGCAGUGUGCCAAGUACAAUGACGUCCAAUUCCAAGGGAAGACCUACCACUGGGUGCCCUAUAAUGGAUCUCCAAAGGAAUGUAGUGUAGUGUGUAUGCCUAAAGGAGAACAUUUUUAUCAAGAUUUUAAAGAAAAUGUUGUCGAUGGAACCCGGUGUUACCCAGAAGACCCCAACUCACUUGACGUGUGUAUCAAUGGAGUCUGCCAGAAAGUUGGCUGCGAUCACAUGCUGGGUUCCAAUCAGGUGGAGGACAUGUGCCGGGAGUGCGGUGGAAAUAACACCACCUGUCAGGCUGUGGAGGGUGUGUUCGGUGCCGAAAAAGACCUGCCUUAUGGGUACAAUGAUAUGUUUACUAUAAAAGCUGGCGCAACAAACAUAAAAGUAGAGGAAGAAGUGAAAAGUUCAAAUUUUCUCUCCUUGAGGAACGUCGAUGGCUCUUAUUACCUAAAUGGGGACUGGAGAGUUGGGUAUAACCAGCAUUUUGAUGCAGCUGGUGCUGCAUGGAAGUACGACCAUGAUCCUGACACGAGCACUGAGCAUUUGACAGCCAUGGGGCCCCUUACGGAACCAGUUGUUGUAGUCCUUUUAACUGGAAGUGAGAAUAAAGGCAUCAAAUACAGUUAUUAUAUGCCAGUUGGGAUGAAAACUGAGGAGACUUAUUCUUGGGCUACCAGCUCAUUUAGCAAAUGUACAAAGGAAUGUGGUGGAGGUACCAGAGAAAGGUUGGUAUCUUGCAUUCGUAAUGACGACCAAGUUAAAGUACAAGAUUACAUGUGUGACAAGGGUAAAGAACCGACAAAAUUUGAAAAUUGUAACAUAGAACAUUGUCCUCCUCGCUGGGUCGAAGGUCAGUGGAGCUCAUGUUCAGAGACAUGUGGAGGAGGGGUACAGUACCGAGUUGUGCAUUGCGAGCAGGAGGUCCCGGGUGGUACACAGGAAGCCGUUGAUAUGGAGUUCUGCGAGACCAUAUUAGGCGAUCAUCCAGAGAAUCAACGCAAGUGUAACGUGGAUAGACAGUGUCCAGAUUGGAGCUUUGGUCCGUGGUCAGGUUGCUCACUGACGUGUGGCGAUGGGGUUCAGGUCCGUGAGGUGGUCUGUCAAUCUGAUGGUAAUACGUUGUCAUCUUCCUACUGCAACUAUUUAACCAAACCUGAGGCCCAGAAGCAUUGUAAUCUUGGUCCCUGUGAUGGUGUGGAUUGGAUGACUGAGGAGUGGUCAAGGUGCUCUGAACAUUGUGGAGAUGGUGUAAAGUCAAGAUCCAUUCACUGCAUGAGUCAAGCUGGCCAAGUUUAUCCCGAAAGUUUCUGCUUCUCAAACCGUAAGCCGAUAAUUACGCGGACAUGCUCUCGUGGGCCGUGUCAAUACAGAUGGAUGGCGACGGACUGGAGCCAGUGUACAAGAACAUGUGGAACUGGUGUGAAGACUAGACAUGUUGUUUGUACCCAGUAUACUGCUAAUGAUAAGUGGGUGAUAGUAGAUAAUUCUUACUGUGACUCUACAAGGCAGCCUCUAGAUUUUGACAGCUGUAAUGUGGAUGAGUGCAAGUUGGGAAUGUGGCUGACGGGCCCAUGGGCAAAGUGCUCCUGUACAACUUAUACAAGGGUUCGAGUCCUAAUGUGUCUCAUUGAAGGUCAAGUUGUUGGCAUGGAGGACUGUGACCAAAACAAACAACCACCAGAUGAACAAGAUUGCAACCCAUCUGGUUGCUUAGUGACUGUAGACCCUGGAGAUUCAGGUGAGCAACUUAGAGGCGAGGAAUCAGACUGCAAGGUUUCUGAAUUUGGAUGUUGCUGGAAUGGCAACACAUCUGCCUCUGGUCCAUUCAAAAGAGGCUGUCCACCUGUAAGGGACUGUACAAAAACGAUGUAUGGCUGUUGCCAAGACGGCAAGACACCAGCCAGUGGAAAAGAAUUUGAGGGUUGCCAUGAUGACAAAGAUUUUGAACCCAGUACAUUAUCACCUGUACUAACACCACCUACCACCACCACAUCAUCACCAGAUGUGUGUUUCUUACGACGCGACCCAGGUCCGUGUCACGAUUACCUGGUCUGGUGGUACUAUAAUUCGCAGAGUACAGAAUGCCUACGAUUCUACUAUGGUGGUUGUGAGGGUAAUGGUAAUCGGUUUCGAACCGAGGAUGAUUGUCUGAAGUCUUGUUCAACAUGGGAACCUGACCCUCCUCAAGAAGAGCUCUGCAGCCAGCCCAAAGUAGUGGGACCAUGUCGAAGCUCGAUCACAAGCUAUUGGUUCAACGCUCAGACUGGCGAGUGUCAAGAAUUUCAAUACGGUGGUUGUCGUGGCAAUAGGAAUAGGUUCAGAACAGAACAUGAGUGUCAGGGAGUGUGCAGUACUUUUGAACAAAACCCUUGCUCUCUACCAAAAGAUGUUGGUCCUUGCAAAGCCUCAAAGACUAAAUGGUAUUACAAUAUGGCAUCUGGAGAGUGCGAAACAUUUACAUAUGGUGGUUGCCAUGGUAAUGCCAAUCGAUUUAAUGAUCGUACAGCAUGUGAGGCCAGUUGCUCUAAGUCAAGGGAAGAUGCAUGUCUGGUCAAGAAGCAUGCAGGUCCGUGUAAGGCAGCACUUCCCCGUUGGUACUUCAACCAAGAUACACAUAGCUGCCAACCAUUCUUGUAUGGAGGAUGCAAUGGAAAUGUAAAUCGCUUUCUGGAUGAAGCAUCUUGUAAUGCGACAUGUCUGGUGAAAGAAGAAGAUCCUUGCUCAUUACCAGCGGAAUCCGGGCCUUGCAAGGCACUGUUGUCCCGUUGGUACUUCAGCUCAUCGACGGGCAAGUGUGAACAGUUCACAUAUGGUGGUUGCAUGGGUAACAGCAAUAACUUUAUGGAUGAAGAUUUGUGCGAAGUAGUUUGUGGACAGAAACCAGUUGUGGAACCAACAAUUAAACCAACAGCAGCUGGAAAAACACAUUGCCAGGAGCAGCAUGAUCUCAUGUCGAAUGAGCUUGAGGUCGGCAAACUAAUCCCACAAUGCACAGCCUCAGGGGAGUAUGAGAUGAUGCAGUGUCAUCAAGAAUCUGGUUACUGUUGGUGCGUAGAUAGCCUUGGUCAGAGACUAGAGGGCAGUAUUCGUAGUCCUGGAACUCAGCGGCCGAAUUGUGAAGAACUGAUCACCAUUUUCACCAAGCCUUGUCCACAAAGUCGUCGCAAUGCUUUAACUACUCAACCAUACGGUCUGUACAUCCCACAAUGCACUCCAGAAGGAGAGUAUGCUAAAGUGCAGUGCCAUGCAGGGAUUUGCUGGUGCGUGGAUGAUUAUGGUGUUGAGAUUGAAGGAACAAGGAAUCCAGUGAAAGACUCUGGCAGGCCAGUUUGUGAAAUAGUUAGUGUGACACCUUCACCACCUCAGCUGCUAACACUUUGUGAGAAGCAAGCAAAAGAAGCUGCGAACAAUGCUCUUCUUGGGACGUUCAUUCCAAAAUGCAAGGAAAAUGGAGAAUUUGAAGAAGUUCAGUGCCAUGAAGGGUACUGCUGGUGUGUUGAUGAAACUGGCUCAAAAAUCCCUAAUAGCCAGUCCUCAAAACGAGGUGUGAUCCCACAAUGCCAGGACUAUCAGGUUCAAGUAUUUACAACAGUAGCAUCUACAACCGCAAGUGCAACUAAGUGUCUACAACAGCGAAGAGGUGCUGCACGGAAAGGGAUUUUCGGAGGUUACAUACCAAAGUGUACGGAAGACGGAGAAUUUGAACCGAUCCAGUGCGACAGUGAUGUCACUUGUUGGUGUGUGGAUGUACAUGGUGAUGAGAUUCCCAACUCAAGGACUGAGAACUCUGGAGAAUUGCCAGAUUGUGUUGGAUUUGAAUUUGUGACUGAAAUUGUUGGAUCUGGCCAUGUGACAACAGGGGACAACCAAGCCAUCAAACAGAUCACGCCGAUGCCACUCAACACUUUGUGUGUACGUUGGAAGCGGGAUAUCUUACGCACUCAGUCUGAUCCCAGCUUUAUACCCGACUGCACCGAAACCGGUGAAUUUGAAUUGAUUCAAUGUUUUAUAUCGGGCUAUUGCUGGUGCGUAGAUGAAUCAGGCAUUGAGAUAAUCGAAAGCCGAGCAGCUAAGCCCAAAAAACGCAGUGAUUGUAUACCGUACAGAAAAGUUGACUCCUUACUGGACAAGUGUGAGGAGGAGCGUCAGCUUGCAAUCAGUGACAAUGCCGACACCUUCAUCCCUGAGUGUUCUGAUGGUCUUUACAAGCGAGUACAGUGCCACAAAGGAUAUUGCUUCUGUGUGGAUGUCAACACAGGAGUUGAGAUUCGAGGAACCAGGUCUGGAAAACGAGGAAAACAACCAAAAUGUGAAUUAUUUGAAGGUGGAAGUGGUGAAGAGAGGUCACCUUUUUCAACAGCCCUACCAAGACACAGGACAACAUAUACUCCAAGACCUCCGAAAGCUUUACAAAGCAGGAGAAUGACGACUACCAAAAUGCCAUUGAUCAUUACAGAAGAUUCAACAACAGUCCCUACUAGAAGAAGAACCACUACUACACAAAGAACAACUGCUCAGAGAACAACACAAAUAACAACUACACAAACAACCACCACCCAACCGAUGCCAGUACCAACGACCAUAGAAGAGACCACAACACAGAUAAGCUGUGAACAGUCCUUUUAUGGCUGCUGUCCAGAUGGUAUCAAUUUUGCUGAAAGGAGUGAUCUCCAAGGUUGCCCAGGUACUGAGUCACCACGAAUUACUUCUAUAUCACCUGAUCAGAAGGUUCUAAGGGGUACAGCACUAAAACUCACAUGUACAGCCACUGGAAAGCCAACACCAACAAUCACAUGGUAUAAAGGUGAUGUAUCUGUCGAGGACUUACGCAACAGACGUAUGGAUUUGAAAGCUAAUGGUGUUCUAAGCAUUUUCCCUACUAAGGAGGAUGACAAUGCGAUUUAUACUUGCGUGGCAAACAACGGAAUUGGUCGAGAACACUUCCAAUCACUGGAAGUUGUUGUACACAGAGAAAAAUCCAACCACAUGACAGUUACAGGAGUCGUAGGUUCCUCAGUUCGUUUAGAAUGCAAGACUGGUUUUGAUGAUGCUACAGUUGUGUGGACACGUGGAGGUGAACCUCUACCAACCAAUGAUCCUUACAUCAUACAGCUUGUGGACAACACACUUGUCCUUCGACGUAUAGAGCUAGACGAUUCCGGCAGUUACGAAUGCAUCGGUAGAACGAACAUUGGGAUCAUACAACGGACACGUUAUACCCUGGUGGUAGAAGCUGAUGUUAAAAUAAUUAGUCCGCCUCGUGAUUUAAUUCGAACUGUUGGUGAUCAGAUAACGCUGACCUGCACCAGUACGGGUUCACCUAAGCCUGUGAUUCGGUGGACCAAGAAUAGCGUAAGGCUCCCUCAACUAGAACGUUAUACAAUCAAAACCAACGGCAACCUCAUCAUUACAGAUGCCAAAGAAACAGAUGCUGGACUUUAUACCUGUACAGCAUCCAAUAAGAGGAGCUCUCAGAGAAGUUCAGCUCAAGUCAAAAUAACAGGUGGAGUAGUGAAUCCUGUUUGUAAAGAUAGACCAGAAUUUGCAAACUGUAAUUUAAUUCUUCUAGCAGAUCUCUGCUUGCAUACUUACUAUGCUGGGUAUUGCUGUCAAACCUGCACAGACAACAACCAACUUGCCGGACGUUAGCGAAUCGUAUCUCAAGACAACUAACUUGAUGGACGUUAGCCAAUCAUAUUUCAAAGUUAUACUUAUGAAUCUAGACUGCAGAACAAACCAUGAACAAUGCAUUAAUGACCACUAUUGUUGUGCACUAUACAGUAGAUUGUUUUUGUUGCUGUUGUGUACCAUCAUCGCAGUCUGUGUUAAUAGGCCUUUAAUGUAUCAAGCAGGCAUUUUAAUGGGUAUCAGAUGGAAAUAUAGGAAAUAUACAGGAUUUGGUUAUUGUUCAAACUAACAAUAACCAAAUAUUAUUACUAUUAUUAUUUAUAUAAUUCAUAUAAAUAAUUCAGACCUAAAUUUAUUUUUGAAUAUGUCUUCUAGUUAAAUUGUAUAUUUCCACAUAGAAUAUACAUUCUCAUUUUAUAAAAGAUUUACGUUUUUACUCAUUUCUAUUUUUAGUUAUUUAUUUGUAAACAGAUUGUAGCUUGUUAUCUACAAAAUAUUCUGAAAGGCUUAUAAUGGCAGAUUCAAAAACGUAACCAAUGUAUAUUGCUGUAUACCAAUAGAAUUAAGUUUGUAAUUUAGUAUGUGAUGAAUCAUAUAAAACUACCUGAAAAAAUAUUAAGGUACUUAAGCAAUAUUCUUUUUAAAAAGGAAUGAAAAGGAGAAACUCUAUUAUUUAUAUAAGAUCUACUUUUAAUUAUGCCAUGUAAUUUUGGUAUAUUAAUUAGUUUAUAAUUAUGUUAAAAUAAUGUAGCAAUUUGAAAAACAUAAUUAGUUUUACUUAUUUUAUUUGAUCAGGAUGCAGUUUAUUAUUAAAGAAAAAUGUUUUUAA